UCUUUAAAGAAGGCUGAAAUAAAACAGGACUUUGAGUGCAAUUACAAUUAAAACAUCAGAAGUGCCAGAAACACAAGUUUUGAAGCUAUAUCAGCCGUGAAGGAUGGCAAACAGUGCCUCUCCUGAACAGAAUCAAAAUCACUGCUCAGCAAUCAACAGCAGCAUCCCGCUGACACAGGGCAACCUCCCCACACUGACCUUAUCUGGAAAGAUUCGAGUGACAGUUACUUUCUUCCUUUUUCUACUCUCCACAACUUUCAAUGCUUCUUUCUUGUUGAAACUUCAGAAGUGGACUCAAAGGAAAGAGAAAGGGAAAAAACUCUCAAGAAUGAAAGUGCUUUUAAAACAUUUGACCUUAGCCAACCUGUUGGAGACUCUGAUUGUCAUGCCACUGGACGGAAUGUGGAACAUCACUGUGCAAUGGUAUGCUGGAGAACUCCUCUGCAAAGUCCUCAGCUAUCUGAAGCUUUUCUCCAUGUACGCCCCCGCCUUCGUGAUGGUGGUGAUCAGCCUGGACCGCUCUCUGGCCAUCACGAGGCCCCUAGCUGUGAAAAGCAACAACAAGCUCGGACAGCUCAUGAUUGGCUUGGCCUGGCUCCUCAGUAGCAUCUUUGCUGGACCACAGUUAUACAUCUUCAGGAUGAUCCAUUUAGAAGAUGACUCUGGACAGACAGAAGGUUUCUCUCAAUGUGUAACACACUGCAGUUUUCCACAAUGGUGGCAUCAAGCCUUUUAUAACUUUUUCACCUUCACCUGCCUCUUCAUCAUCCCUCUUCUCAUCAUGUUGAUCUGCAAUGCAAAGAUCAUCUUCACCCUGACAAGCGUCCUUCAUCAGGAUCCCCACAGUACCAUGAAAUUAAAAAUGAAAGGACAGUUACUCGAUAGAGUAAUUGUCUUCUAUCGGGACAAUUACCCGAUAGAAGCAUCGGCAACUUGUUCCUGCUGGUCCAUCACAAAGCUCUAUCAAACACCUAAUGUCUAG
Molecule: messenger RNA, 982 nt
Organism: Globicephala melas (long-finned pilot whale)
Lineage: Eukaryota; Metazoa; Chordata; Mammalia; Artiodactyla; Delphinidae
Gene: GNRHR
Product: gonadotropin releasing hormone receptor
Biological process (GO): cellular response to hormone stimulus; G protein-coupled receptor signaling pathway
Cellular component (GO): plasma membrane
Molecular function (GO): peptide binding; protein-hormone receptor activity; G protein-coupled receptor activity
Source: RefSeq, a predicted model, not a curated record